Molecule: messenger RNA, 1763 nt
Organism: Aureobasidium pullulans EXF-150
Lineage: Eukaryota; Fungi; Ascomycota; Dothideomycetes; Dothideales; Saccotheciaceae
Exons: 1
Coding region: 1-1710 (569 amino acids)
Molecular function (GO): protein binding
Source: RefSeq, a predicted model, not a curated record
AUGACAUCCAGUGACGCCCCUUCACCGCUGAUUCUGGCCGGAGACUUUAUAGCGUCACCUCAUACGAACGAGGGAGAACCGUCACUUUUGCUACUAGAAUAUGACCACCGCAUCACUCAUGGCGACAUUACUUCACAACAUUUUCGCAUUCGACCACUCUUUAUGAGACAUCUUCCGUCCACCACACUCCCUGCCAGUCACAUCACCAUCCACACAAAAAUGACUGCGCCUUCCAGCAAGCCAGAUUCGGCAAUUGCUCGCAUUUCCAAUGUCAGAUCUGCAUCGACCAACGUGAACUCGUCUAAGACUUCGACCAACUCUACCAUGAGCCCUUCCAAGAUCUCACACAACUAUGGCAUCUCUCAACAGCCUUCCACACCUUACUACUUCAAGCUUCCUCUCGAAAUCUUCACCAUGAUCGCCCUGCUCUGCGAUGCUAAGGAUCUCCCCAACCUACGCCUUGUGUGCAAACACUUCCUCAGCUUCGCCACAAAGUCGUUUGGAGACGUUUGUCUCUCAGAUCUUCGCCAUCAUCUCACUAAGCCCAGUCUUGAAGACCUGGUAUCGAUUACGGCCCAUCACAUCUUUGCUUCUUGCGUCAAGUCUAUCAAAUUCUCGACCGCCCGUGAGACCGGUAUUAAUCGCUGGCGAAUCUUCGAUGACCUUGAAGAAGGAGAUUUUCGUCAGUCUGGUCAGCACGUCGACAUGCUCGUUGAAGCGCUAGGAAAUCUGAAGCGUUGUGGUAACUUGAAAGUCUUUCUCGGAUCUUUCGACAAGGUUACCAACGUGGUUCACACAAUCCUCAACAAAGGCCACGGUUAUGACAAAUCCUACGGAGUCAGCGAGACUGAGGCAAUGGAUGCUCACGGCACAUUCUCUGCCAUCUCCAAGGCCACAAGACUCAGCGAAUUUCCGUUCAAGUACAUAUCUGCCCACAUGUCUUCAACCGAAACUUUUAGACACCUGAGGGAUGUCGACAAGACCGAAAUCAUCUUCUCUGAUGGCUCAUUCCGUCUCAAGCCAGAUCUCAGCGUCAAGUUGGUUUUCUAUCAGAGCUUCUCGAUCCACGAAGAAAGCUUGGCUCUUACAAUCCAAACCGGCACUACAAGCGAGAUUCGGGUUGAGGGAUCCAGAUGGACGGUCUACCGCCGCCAGCCUUACCCUGUUAGCAAAGUCCUUCACCAUCUCGCCGCUAUUGGAGGAAUCUUUCACUACAACAGAUUCAAAUGCUUGACACUCAACAACAUGACCUUUGAAGCGGAAAGUUCUGGCCGUCUUCUCGCCCUGACCCGCCAAUCUUACCAACAUCUGAAGAUCUCUCAUGUAACUCUCUGGGACUCCAACUUCGACCCCGAACCAGAUCUAGGCAUCCGCUUCCUCACCCACUACAAGAAAUGCCUCGGCAUCGAAACACUUGAGAUCUCCAACUUAUGGCUCAUCGUUGGACUCCCCAGACACAACAAGGGUCACAGAUUCGCAAAGCAGAAGAUUGUCGCCAGAGAUAAAGUCGAAGUCCAGAGGGUCCUGGCAGAUCUGCUCGAUAUGGUUGAGGGCUGGUACAACAAGGUGCGUGAAAAGACGUCAAAUGACGAGAACGUGUCUCGCCAGACUCACGAGAGUGAAAGCGAGUCUGAGGACGAGGAAGACGCGGACUACGAGGAGAAUGGAUACUGGCUUUCUUCAAGAGACAAGAUCUUCAGGUUUCGAUAAGAUCUGAAACGCAAAGGGGAUCGAUUCGAGGUCAAAGGGAAGUGCUAGUAUCG